CUUAGUUUACUCUGAACUUCGGUCGGUAGCGGACGCGUUUGUGGGAAUCGUCGUCGCCGGAGUUGUAGUCGGGAUUGCGGUCGAAAAGUCGAAGUCGAAGUAGCUGCGACCAUCAGAAACUGGUUUUUGCUCUUGUGGCUGGAACGCGGUGUGUUGUCCCGGGGAUCGCAGCAGGGUCCGGAACGUGUCGUCGUCGUCGGAUUUGGUCCCGGUUCCGGGGUUGACCUCAGCGGCCAACGAACCGUGGAGAGGGUGGAUGAGUGUAUGUGUUGGGGUGUUUGCUAAAGUGUUAGCCCGAAGAAGCAACAGCCAAAGGUGGUCCUAACCGUGCUGGCAAAGAAUGAAAUUAAUACCAGAAAGUCCCAAGUGAUACACGGCAGUGGUCAACCGGAAAGUGUUGGUGUGAGUGUGACCAAAGUCGCGAAGAAAAACGGCCCAACACAAUCCGUCGUCACCAAGGAAGUAGCCGCCCAUGUGAAAUGCGUUCAAAACAUCGAUAAAUGUGCGCCGGGCAUCAAUUAUAAAUUUCCCCUCCGGAGUGAGUUUGUGUAGGGGGGGUUCGGAAAAGUUUGCAAAAAUAUAUGUAUUAAAUUUUGCACUCACAAAAGGAAGAAAGAAAAAAAGAGCAGCGAAUCGAGAAAGUAUGUAAAUUAUUCCUUGUGUUUUUGGGGGAAAGUUUGUGUUUUGUUGUUUUAUUUCGGGUCGAGGACGGGAUCCUCACACAUAUGAACCCCCGGGACGCCCCGGAAGGAGAACGGAGGAAGGAGUCCACAGUAAACCGGGGGUUGAAUUUAUGAAUCUUUGGGGAAUUCCCAUCGGAAAUUGAAUAUAUUUGGCGCGCCCAAAUUUGCAAGUUAUUUGUGCAACCCUAGCGAUGAAUAAAUCAGGAGGGGUGGCGGUGGCCGGGCUGCCACUGCUGGGUUCGAUCCUGGUUCUGCUGCUGUUGUCCAGUGGGAUGGUACGAGCGGACUACGAAAAUACCUGGAACUUUUACUACGAGCAGCCCUGCUGUGGAGGAAGUUCGAGCGGCGGUGCACAGCAUCACCUCAGGCAUCACAGGGACCAUGUCCGGGAGUUCCAGUGUGGGAAGUUCUACUACAGGACGUUCUACCUGGACGAGGAGCGGGACUCACUCUACGUGGGUGCAAUGCCAAAAGCAUUCAGACUUUCUAUUUUGAACGUUUCCCAAUCAGAUUGUGAGCGUGAUGCCAUCGUGCUGGAUCCGACCAGCUCGGACAUUCGAAACUGCGUUUCGAAGGGCAAAAGUGAGAUGUUUGACUGCAAAAAUCACAUACGAGUGAUACAGCCGAUGGAUAAUGGAAAUCGGUUGUAUAUCUGUGGUACAAAUGCGCACAACCCCAAGGAUGUGGUGAUCUAUUCCAACCUGACCCAUCUGUCACGAUCGGAGUUCGUGCCCGGAAUCGGCCUCGGCAUCGCCAAGUGCCCGUACGAUCCGCUGGACAAUUCGACCGCCAUCUACGUGCACCAGGGCAAUCCCGCCGAUUUGCCCGCGCUGUACUCCGGCACGAACGCCGAGUUCACCAAGGCCGACACGGUGAUAUUCCGGACGGACCUGUACAACAUGACCACCGGCAAGAAGGUGUUCAACUUUAAGCGCACCCUGAAAUACGACUCCAAGUGGCUCGAUAAGCCCAACUUUGUCGGUUCGUUCGACAUCGGCGAGUACGUGUACUUUUUCUUCCGCGAGACGGCCGUCGAGUACAUCAACUGCGGCAAGGCCGUGUACUCGCGGAUCGCACGCGUCUGCAAGAAGGACACUGGCGGCAAGAACAUCCUGAACCAGAACUGGGCCACCUACCUGAAGGCGCGCCUCAACUGCAGCAUCGCGGGCGAGUUUCCGUUUUACUUCAACGAAAUCCAGGACGUCUACCAGCUGCCCUCGGACAAGACCAAGUUCUAUGCGACCUUUACGACCAGCACGAACGGGCUGGUGGGAUCGGCCGUUUGCAGCUUUGACAUUGGAGAGGUGCACGCAGCGUUUGCAGGCAAAUUCAAGGAGCAAGCCACCUCCAACUCGGCCUGGCUGCCGGUGCUCAACUCGAAGAUUCCGGACCCGCGGCCGGGGACCUGCGUCAACGAUACGUCCACCCUGCCCGACUCGGUGCUCAACUUUAUCCGGUCCCACCCGCUGAUGGACCGGGCCGUCAACCACGAGCACAACAAUCCGGUCUUCUAUAAGCGCGACCUCGUCUUCACCAAGCUCGUCGUGGACAAAAUCAAAAUCGACAUCCUGAACCAGGAAUACACGGUGUACUACGUCGGCACGAACGCCGGCCGGAUCUACAAGAUUGUGCACUACCUGUCCAACGGGGAGUCCAAGUCGAAGCUGCUGGACAUCUUCGAGAUUGCCCAGAACGAGGCGAUCCAGGUGAUGGAGAUCAGCCAGUCGCGCAAGUCGCUGUACGUGGCCACCGACUACCGGGUCAAGCAGGUCGACCUGGCGAUGUGCAACCGGCGGUACGACAGCUGCUACCGGUGCGUCAAGGAUCCGUACUGCGGCUGGGACAAGGACACCAACACGUGCAAGCCGUACGAGCUCGGGCUACUGCAGGACGUUGGCAACGAGACGUACGACAUCUGCGACACGAGCGUCCUCAAGAAGAAGAUCAUCGUCACGUACGGCCAGAGCGUCCACCUGGGCUGUUUUGUCAAGGUGCCGGAGAUACUGAAGGAUCAGUCGGUGACCUGGUACCACCACUCGAAGGAAAAGGGCCGCUACGAGAUCAAGUACAACCCGACCAAGUACAUCGAAACGACGGAACGCGGCCUGGUCGUGAUUUCGGUCAACGAAGCCGACGGCGGCCGGUACGACUGCCACCUGGGGGGGUCGCUCCUCUGCAGUUACAACAUCACCGUCGAUGCGCACAGAUGCACUCCACCGAACAAGAGCAACGACUACCAGAAGAUCUACUCGGACUGGUGCCACGAGUUCGAGAAGUACAAAUCGGCCAUGAAGACCUGGGAGAAGAAGCAAGCGCAAUGCUCAUCCAAGCAAAACUACAGCAAUCAACAUCCUAACGAUGUUUUCCAACGCAAUCCCAACGUCUGAUACCAAGGACCAAACUUUGACACUUCAACAUCGAAUAGCUUGUCCACUACCUUCGGUAGGGUACUACAAUCAACUAAAUGAACUGUGAUACCCUUAAUGAUCCAAUAAUAAGGAGAAAAAAGAGAAACAAAAAAACAGAAAAAAGA
Molecule: messenger RNA, 3216 nt
Organism: Culex pipiens pallens (northern house mosquito)
Lineage: Eukaryota; Metazoa; Arthropoda; Insecta; Diptera; Culicidae
Gene: Sema2a
Product: semaphorin-2A
Exons: 17
Coding region: 875-3070 (731 amino acids)
Biological process (GO): negative chemotaxis; semaphorin-plexin signaling pathway; neural crest cell migration
Molecular function (GO): chemorepellent activity; semaphorin receptor binding
Source: RefSeq, a predicted model, not a curated record